Molecule: messenger RNA, 696 nt
Organism: Argentina anserina (silverweed cinquefoil)
Lineage: Eukaryota; Viridiplantae; Streptophyta; Magnoliopsida; Rosales; Rosaceae
Exons: 1
Coding region: 1-696 (231 amino acids)
Biological process (GO): DNA integration
Molecular function (GO): nucleic acid binding
Source: RefSeq, a predicted model, not a curated record
AUGGCUGAGAGGACCCAGAAGUUCUUAGCUGGCUAUGGGAUCAAGUUUCUGCAUUCCAGUCCCUAUUAUGCUCAAGCGAAUGGCCAGGCAGAGGCUAGCAACCGCGUCAUUCUGUCUAUACUCAAGCGAAUGUUAGAUGCCAAUCCGCGAUCGUGGCACCUAGAGUUGGAUCACACAUUGUGGGCUUACAGAACUUCCAAGCGUACUCCAACUGGUACUACCCCCUAUGCAUUGAUGUAUGGCCAUGAUGCGGUCCUUCAUAUGGAAAUUAAUGUUCAGUCGUUGCGGGUUCGCGAACAGCACCAGCUGAUUGGGGAAGACUAUGUUCAAGCUAUGUUUCAAGAACAUGACGACUUGGACUUUCGCCGGAUGGAAGCUCUUGAUAGCCUUAUUGCUGAAAAGAAAACGAUAGCACGACUUUAUGACAAACGAACGCGAGGACGCAUCUUUGGAGUUGGUGACUUAGUUUGGAAGGUUUGUUUGCCUUUUGGUGAACGAGUUGAUGGUCGCGGUAAAUGGUCUGCUAAAUGGGAAGGUCCUUAUGUGAUUGAUCGAGUAAUGGGCAAAGGCGCCUACUACCUUCGCGAUACUGACGGGAAUGCUCAUCGCAAUCCCAUGAAUGGUCGCCAUCUUAAGAAAUACUUUCCUAGUGUUUGGGAAUAUAAAGAUCCACCGACUGCGGUGCAAGCAAUAUAG